AUGGAUCGAUCGAUGGCCAACACACCUCUGUACGCCCGAGAAAAGGUCUUUGGUGAAACCAGGGAAAGGCGAAACGUCGAGAGGCUGCUGCUCGACCCCCCAGAAAAGCUCUCGAUCACGCGCUCGGAUGCAGAGUUGCUGGAGGAGCACCGCGAGGUGCUCUCCUCUUGGCGGUUCGAGGUGAGGGUGGACCAAGGGCAGCAGGGGGGCGACGGCCUCACGCCGGUGGUCACCCUGACAGCCGUCCCCAUGGUCUGCGGCGUGAGGUUGUCGGUGCAGGACUUUGUGGGCUUCCUGCACUUCCUGCGCGAGAGCGUGGAGCCCGGGCAGUCGGCUCGCCGGCUCCGCCCGCCCCAGGUGCAGCACAUCCUCAACUACAAGGCCUGCCACUCCGCCAUCAGGCAAGCCAGGCGCCGUCGUGCGUGUAUCGUGUUUGGGGGCCGCCAGCGUGGGACGGUGGCGGCGGCGGCGGCGGCGGCGGCGGCGGCGGCGGCGGGAAUAGCAGGCCGUCUGGGACAUGAGCGUGAAGGAGGUGAAGGAGGGGGAGAAUCGGGACUAGAGACAUUGGAUAGCCUGCUUGCUUUCGCCUAAGACAGCGAUGAAAAUGGCUCUGGCAUGUAUCGCGAAGACGAGUUGGGGGGGCAGGGGAAGCAUGGAGGAGCUUUUCGAGUUGAGUCCCUGAAGAAACGGGAUGGGGCUCUUGCGAGCGUACGCCCUACCGAGCGGUACACGUAUGUUCCGUGUUCUCUACGCUACGCGGACUUGACCUUUGUGACAUCGAGUUUCCCGUGCUCCUAUAUACUCGUCAGGGAAGUACGAAGCCCCCCCCACGUGCCUCCGUCCAACCGACCCCGGAGAACUCAAGGUUUUGCCGGCGUCCACAUCUUGUGUCCACUUUCGAAGGCCUCUUGCACGUGCGCUUUCGGGUUUGGUGUCGUUCGUCGCGUCAGGUUGUACUCGGUGCGAACAUUUCACGUUUUUUUUUCGUGAAAGUGCUGCACAGGGUUGUUGUAAUACCCCCGGUUGGUGGUAGGAAGUUUCUUGGAGGAUGUUGCGUCAACGUGUAGCACCCCGUGUGUGUGGCAGAUUGUUUCGAUGGCAACGCCAUACUUCAUUCAGCGCGUGUUAGAAGCGCAUUUGAGAAUGUUCCCGACGACGUACCCGCCAAUCACAUUUUUUUCUUGUGCUUGGUGUUCUCUACCACGUUGUUGCGCUGGUUCUGGCCCCUAUCCCGUCCCUCUUCUCGCGUAUGCUGUUCAAGGAACAGGCACGAAUUUCAGUGGUUGAACAACCAGGCCGAAGGUCGGGCGGGCCCCAUUUUUUUUUGCCAGCGACACUCUUCGAUGCCCGGCAAGAUGCGUUUUUGCUCUCCACAUCUCUUUUCCUCCACAUCUACCCCGGUUAUAUCGAUGUUGGGGGGGAGAACUUGAGAACCCGUGGACGGCAAAGUGCGCUGAUUUGUUCCUUUUUCCUAUACUGCUUUGUGCGUCUGUAGUGCUCGUCGCAGCUCUCAAAUAACGAUGAGAUGGCAACAGCGGCCCCGCGCGAAAGGUGCACUUGGCGGUGUCAUCGUUGGCAGCCCUUCCUGCGCACCAGCCAUGAGCAGCGGACCAACCAAUGGAUGAGAACCAUGAAGCCGUGUGCUUCACUUCAACAAAGCCAGCAUUCAAGCCGACGAAAAGCUGCGUGGGUCGAGCGGAGUAGAACUCGAUCCCGAGAUCGUUAACUUUCAACACAGCUGCCAACAAACGGCACACGCAAGUGAUUGGAAUGUCCAAGCCACCCGACGCUCUAAGCUGCAGAGGAAUUUCACCCUCUCUCAGGCCUCCCAAAUCGUACAAGAUCAGUGUAUGUUACGGCACCGUACGACACAACAGAGCUUAACGGCACCCUCUCUUGCACCUUCAACUGCGACCGGAACUCCAACACUGAAAGCUUCCGGAGCGCAUCCCCCGCGCCCACAAAAUUUGAUCGCACAAACACGGCGGCGAGUCAACCUUUACCGCAACCCAAGUAUAUAGCACCCUUAGGCGCAUGAACUCUAGACACACAUCACGACACGUUGAAGCACAACCAUGAACACAUGUGCCAUGCCAUGAGACACCCAUCGUGACACAAGGCGAGGUACUGAUCAAACGAAUCUUGCGGUCAUAGCCUGUAAACAAACGAAUGGGCCACUGGAGGGG
Molecule: messenger RNA, 2186 nt
Organism: Ectocarpus sp. CCAP 1310/34
Lineage: Eukaryota; Phaeophyceae; Ectocarpales; Ectocarpaceae
Source: the annotation of a GenBank genome assembly